AUGCUUCUCCCAGCUAUUGGUACCCCUAUGGGCCUUGAAAUCCCCGUAAAGGACACCAAGCGUGCCUCCAUCUUCUACGAAAAGGUUUUCAACUGGAAAUUUUCGGCUGAAAGCCACGUUGGUGCUCCGGAGGAGUACCUCCUUGUCUUCAAGGUCGAUGGGGAAAUGUUUCCCGGUGGUGGUAUUAUCAAGAAAGUUCCAGAUGCAGAGCUCGCUGUUACUGGUGCUACGAAGGUCUUCUUGUACGUCGACGACAUCGAAAGCGCCAUUGAGAAAAUUGAGACCAAUGGCGGCAAGAUGCUUGGGGAGAAGGAAGCUGAGGGUGAUCAGGCUUUCUAUCAGUACUUCCAGGACUCGGAGGGUAACGCCCAUGCAAUUUACACCUUCAAUAAAUAG
Molecule: messenger RNA, 396 nt
Organism: Penicillium macrosclerotiorum
Lineage: Eukaryota; Fungi; Ascomycota; Eurotiomycetes; Eurotiales; Aspergillaceae
Product: VOC family protein
Exons: 3
Coding region: 1-396 (131 amino acids)
Source: RefSeq, a predicted model, not a curated record